AAGAAGAAGAAGGAGAAGCAGAAUCAGAAGGACGAAGGACAGAAGAAGAGGACAGCUGAUGAGCAGCAUGGAGGAGAAGAAAGAGACCCCUGGAGCUCAGAAACCGAAAGGAAGAGAGAGACGUCACAGCUGUCAGCAAUGUGACAAAUCCUUUACAGCAUCUGGAACUUUAAAGAGCCACCUGCUUAUUCACACAGGAGAAAAACCGUACAGCUGUGAAGAGUGUGGGACAACUUUCACUCAAUCAGUUAAUCUCAAAAGACAUCAACGUAUUCAUACUGGAGAAAAACCUUACAGCUGUGAAGAGUGUGGGAACACUUUCACUAGAUCAGGUCAUCUCAAAAUACAUCAACAUAUUCAUACUGGAGAAAAACCUUACAGCUGUGAAGAGUGUGGGAAAACUUUCACUACAUCAGGUGCUAUCAAAAUACAUCAACAUAUUCAUACUGGAGAAAAACCUUACAGCUGUGAAGAGUGUGGGACAACUUUCACUCAAUCAAGUGCUCUAGAAUCACAUCACCGUAUUCACACUGGAGAAAAACGUUAUUGGUGUGAAGAGUGUGGGAAAACUUUCACUCAAUCAGGUGCUCUAGAAUCACAUCACCGUAUUCACACUGGAGAAAAACCUUACUGGUGUGAAGAGUGUGGGAAAACUUUCACUAGAUCAGGUGCUCUCAAAAGACAUCAACGUAUUCAUACUGGAGAAAAACCUUACAGCUGUGAAGAGUGUGGGACAACUUUCACUCAAUCAGGUCAUCUCGAAAGGCAUCAACGUAUUCAUACUGGAGAAAAACCUUACAGCUGUGAAGAGUGUGGGACAACUUUCACUACAUCAAGUGCUCUCAAAAGACAUCUUCGUGUUCACUCAGGAGAAAAACCAUAGUGGAUUUAAGAGUGUAGGAGCCGCAAUUAAGCAUAUUUUGUUUUUUUCACAGUUUACAAUAAACAAUUCCCAUCUAU
Molecule: messenger RNA, 960 nt
Organism: Gymnodraco acuticeps
Lineage: Eukaryota; Metazoa; Chordata; Actinopteri; Perciformes; Bathydraconidae
Product: zinc finger protein 239-like
Exons: 3
Coding region: 59-883 (274 amino acids)
Biological process (GO): regulation of transcription by RNA polymerase II
Molecular function (GO): RNA polymerase II cis-regulatory region sequence-specific DNA binding; DNA-binding transcription factor activity, RNA polymerase II-specific
Source: RefSeq, a predicted model, not a curated record